AAUGAAUAUGAAUAUGAAAGUUUCUGUCUCUGGAUAUUAUUAUGAAUCAGCUGACAAUUAAGUAGAUGCAGAUGGCUUUAAUGAUAAUUCUUCAAAAAAGAGGGAAUCCUAAGAUAAAGAUUAAAAAGGAGAGUUAGAAAGAAUAAAUUGUACUUUCAAGGAGGCACUUUCAAAGUUGUAUGAAAAUUAAAAAUUUGAAAAAGCAGUUUUUAAAGCUGAAGGUGAAUACAAAUAAAUGAUUGAGCAACUUCUUCUAUAAUGUGAAGUGUUGAAUGACUUAAUUAACGGCAGUGUAAUAGGAUCACAAUGUAAUAUAAAAAUCUAUAUAGAAAUUUCAAGACCUGAAGCUAGCAAAUAUCUUAAAGAUUUAUCAGAUGUUUAAAGUCAACUUGUGAUUCUUAAAUAAUAGAUAAAAAGAAAACCUAAAUAGGAUAAAUAGAAGCUUCAAAAUUAGCUUAAUCAAAUAUCUUCUGAGCCACCUUAAUCAGAAAAUAUAGACAUAAACUUAUAAAUUAUUGAUGAAAAAGAAUUGGAUGAAUUUUAAAAGAGGAUUGAAAUGUUAAAUUAAAAAAUCGGAAUAAAUUAAGUUAAAACAAGUAAUAAUGGGGAAACUUUUUUUGUCAGAGGUAGUGAGUUGUUUAGUGGAAACGAUAAAGUGAAUGAAAAAAAAGAUAAGCAUGAUUUUAAUUUAAUAGGAUAAUACACUUAUCCUAUCUAAGAAAGUGAUCCAUAAAACAUAAUUGCUCAUACUUAAUUAUUAAAAAUUUAAGCUAAUCUAUUAAGAAACGACGAAGAGAUGAUUUAGAAAUUGAAUCGAAUUUAAGAAUAAUAAGAAUCACUCAAUAAAACAGAAUAGUAAUAGGAUUUAUCUAAUUAAGUGUCAGUGAUUCAAAAAAAACACGAAUUUACUUUGAAUAGCAUAGAUGAAAUUCCAAAAAUACUGAAUAGAUUGAUUUCAUUAAAGUAAUUGCACUAAUAAACAAUAUUUUUACCAUUAUAACUUGAACAGACUUCAUAAUAAUUAGAUUGGAUGUUACAAAGCUUAGAUGAAGGAUCAGAAAUAAUUUCUAUUUUAGAAAGAUAAAUAAAGUGA
Messenger RNA from Paramecium pentaurelia, 1093 nucleotides. The record is from the annotation of a GenBank genome assembly. NCBI's taxonomy places the organism in Eukaryota, Ciliophora, Oligohymenophorea, Peniculida, Parameciidae.